Molecule: messenger RNA, 2160 nt
Organism: Saccoglossus kowalevskii
Lineage: Eukaryota; Metazoa; Hemichordata; Enteropneusta; Harrimaniidae
Product: neural cell adhesion molecule 1-like
Molecular function (GO): protein binding
Source: RefSeq, a predicted model, not a curated record
AUGGGAGAUAGUACUAUUCGAGUUCAACCUUUCCCCAGUGUUGCCAUCCAGAUUACAGGGCCUUCCGAUAUCGAUAUCUUAGAAGGAAAUGACGCUACAUUGGAAUGUGUUAUCACUGGACUCUCAUCUCCUAAUGCUGUAUCUUGGUCAAUAGUCGGUAGUCCUAAUCUGAGGAUAUUUACAGUAUAUCCUAACGGGAUGGUGGCACAUGCUGCUGAUUAUGAUGCAAAUAAACAUUCUGAUUGGAGUAUAGACCAGUCACGUACUAAUCACUAUGAUCUGAUAAUACCAGAUGUCAAUAUUGAUGAUGAUGGAAUCUAUGAUUGUGGGUUGAAUAUAGACACACCAGGAACAAUAGCAAGCCAUUAUGGAACAUUGUCUGUUACAGUGCCAGUGACAUCAGUGAGUAUUGAUGGAUAUUCUACUGGAACCACAGUUUAUAUCAUACAUGGAUCCGAGUCCUCAUUUACAUGUAGAGUUAUAGGCACCAAACCAUCAGCUGAUAUAGACUGGUUUAUAGGAACACAAUUAUAUCAGGGCACACUAAGUGUUGAGAAUGACGGUAAACUACGUGAUACAACAAGUGUGUUUACAUUUACACCAAACCUGGACAAUGAUGAUGAUAAACAACUACAGUGUAAAGCUAGUAAUACCGAUGAAAGGUCACCAGUAACGACAUAUGUCACGUUAUAUGUAAAAGUUGCUAUACCUUCUAAUCCUAUGAUAUCUGAUGCCAGUUCAGACUAUAGUACUGGUUCUACUGUUAUUGUUACAUCUGGUAAUUCCUAUACGUUUACAUGUACUGCUGGUGAAUCUAGACCUGAACCAACUAUAACAUGGUAUUUAGGAAGUACUGAAAAGACUGGGAAUCAACCCAGUGUAAUACCAAAUGGGAAGCUGUCAACAACAGUCAGGUCAUUGACCUUUACUCCUCAGUGGACUGAUCAUGAUGAGCAAUUACAAUGUAGAGCUGAAAAUGACGUCACACCUCAAUAUAAACAAACGCAUAUUAUGCUUGAUGUUUAUGUGGGUCCUACAAUACCUACAAUAAGUGGAUCCAAUGCCAUAACAGCUGGUACAAGUGCUACAUUUACAUGUUUUACUACAUCAAGACCAGAAUCUAUAUUGACAUGGUAUAUCAAUAAUACACCACAGUCAAUAAACAACAAUACACCACAGAACAACAAUGGGUUGAUAAUUGCCAGCAGUGAUCUGAUGUUUACAUCUAAUUUGGACAACCACAAUGGAAAGAAUUUGAAAUGUAAAGCUGACAAUGAGGCAGAUACAUCAGCAAAAGAAAAGGAAAUAACAUUGGAAGUACAAGUGAUCCCGUCCAACAUAGAAAUAUCGUCAGUAUCUACUGGUAAACUUAUUGUAUAUAAUAAUAUAGAGUCAACAAUCACAUGUACAUCUAUUGGUGGUAAACCAGCAGCUACUAUACAAUGGUAUAUCAAUAACAGCCCAGCUACACAUGAUAAUGUACAGACACCAGACAACCAACAAGAUAAUAGAUUAAAAGAUACCAUAAGUACACUUGUAUUGACACCAAUUUAUACAGAACAUCACAACAAAACAUUGAAAUGUGAGGCAACAAAUGAUGCUACAGACAGAGAUCAACCAAUCAAUGAACAAGUCUUAUUAGAUGUGUGGAUUUCUCCAGAUCAAGUGAACAUUGAUGGCUAUUCUACAAAUGACAAUGUCACAAUGAGAGCAGGUGUAGAAUAUCAACUAGACUGUACUGCUAGUAAAGCACAUCCACCUGCUAGUAUAGAGUGGUAUAAGGACGAUGUUGAUAUUACAACUGGUAGCAAUAGCAGAAUAGUAUGGGAUCAUGAUGGUAAAAUGGACACAAUAAGUAGAUUAUCAAUUACACCAAUAAAAGAAGAUUUUGGAAAAAGAAUCGGAUGUGAAAAAGCACCAAUCAGCAAUGAGUACUCACCUGAAAACGUUCCAACCAAUCCUGGUGUUUACAUUGGCCCUUUGGUUGGAAUAGUUGCCGUAAUUGCAUUGGUCACUGCAGCGGGUGUAAUAUUCAUGAGAAGAAGGGGUAAACAAAACAAAGACACGACAUUAGAAGAACGACAGGACCAUGAAUUGCCGGAGAGAACAUCAACAGGUAAAUUAGAAAUCAAGAGGUUAUUACAUAACUAUCUGCAUUAA